Messenger RNA from Pleuronectes platessa (European plaice), 714 nucleotides. It is a transcript of the gene lhfpl4a, whose product is annotated as LHFPL tetraspan subfamily member 4a. NCBI's taxonomy places the organism in Eukaryota, Metazoa, Chordata, Actinopteri, Pleuronectiformes, Pleuronectidae. The record is from RefSeq and is a predicted model, not a curated record. The transcript is spliced from 4 exons. Gene Ontology annotation, cellular component: postsynaptic membrane; inhibitory synapse; plasma membrane. Bases 1 to 714 code for a protein of 237 amino acids. Gene Ontology annotation, molecular function: GABA receptor binding. Gene Ontology annotation, biological process: gamma-aminobutyric acid receptor clustering; sensory perception of sound.
AUGCUGCCUUCACAGGAAGCCUCCAAAAUCUACCAUGACAACUACAUGCGCAACUCCAGGAGCAUCGGUGUCCUGUGGGCCAUAUUCACCAUUUGCUUGGCCAUCAUCAACGUGGUGGUCUUCAUCGAGCCCUACUGGAUUGGUGACAGUGUCAGCACCCCCCAGGCUGGCUACUUUGGCUUGUUCAACUACUGCGUGGGCAAUGGGAAGGUGGACAGGGACUUCUUGUGCCAGGGCAGCUUCUAUGACUUCAGCUCCAUCCCGUCGGGAGCCUUCAAGGUGGCCUCCGUCUUUGUGUUGAUGUCCAUGGUGCUCAUCCUCAGCUGCAUCGGCUCUUUUACUCUCUUCUUCUUCUGCAACACUGCCCUGGUCUACAAGACGUGUGCCUGGACACAGCUGCUUUGUGCUGUUUGUCUGGUGCUCGGCUGUGUGAUCUUCCCGAACGGCUGGGACGCAGAAGUGAUCCGGGACAUGUGCGGAGAGGACACAGGAAGGUACACUCUGGGCAACUGUUCUGUGCGCUGGGCCUACAUCCUCGCCAUCGUCGGCAUCCUGGACGCCCUCGUCCUCUCCUUCCUGGCCUUUGUGCUGGGGAACCGUCAGAGUGAGUUCGUGCAGGAGGAGCUGAAGGCCGACAGCAGAGACUUUGCUGUAUCAAGGAUUAUAAUCAGAGAAACCCGGGAUGCAAGAUUUGGAAUCCAGCGCUUCCACUGA